UAUAAGGACACAAUUAAAGUAAGGAUAACUGGAGUAGCAACAGUUAUCCGGAGGUCCCAACAGCGCCCGGUGCCAGAGCGCGCCCUGCUGACGCAACCACGUCAGUGCUGUUCACUGCAUGGCCGUCAGCAAUGUCCCCAGAACGGCCCAGGGAGGGACCGAGGAAAGUCACUGAGCCAGCCUCACAUUGUGCCGCCGGGCCACCUGUUAAAAGAGCAGCCGCUGUCAUCGCCUUGGUUCCCCGUGAAGUAGCAUGCGGGACGGGAUCCGCUCGGAGCGCACUGCGUGGGACGAGCCCAAAGUGAAGUGAGAAGGAGCGGAGAGAGGCGCGCUUCCGCACCGCAUGUUGAGCCAGCAAGUUGCCUGACAGAACAAAAGUCGCGUCGACGGGGAAGGGGAGAGACGCUCUCGGAUUUAACAGAGCUUUCCAGGGACAAUUGUUUCGGCAAAAUGAAAUUCGCGGAGCAUCUUUCGUCCCAUAUCACCCCAGAGUGGAGGAAACAAUAUCUUCGCUAUGAGGCCUUCAAGGAAAUGCUGUACUCGGCCCAGGACCAAGCCCCAUCCAUAGAAGUCACAGAUGAAGACACGGUGAAGCGAUACUACGCUAAGUUUGAGGAGAGGUUUUUCCAGAACUGUGAGAAGGAGCUUCUGAAAAUCAACACGUUCUAUUCAGAAAAGCUCGCUGAAGCUCAGAGACGAUUUGCAACGCUGCAAAAUGAGCUGCAGUCAUCAAUGGAUGCCCAGCGAGAGCGCAACGCUCCGUCCGGCCUUCGCAAACGCAGGACAUUGUUCCACCUGACGCAGGAGGAGCGCUCCAAGAACCACAACAUCAUGGACCUGAAGCUAGCCUUCAGCGAGUUCUACCUCAGCCUCAUCCUGCUCCAGAACUACCAGAACCUGAACUUCACUGGUUUCCGUAAAAUCCUGAAAAAACACGACAAGAUCCUGGACACGACUCGUGGAGUCGAAUGGCGUCUGGCUCAUGUGGAUGUAGCUCCGUUUUACACCUGCAAGAAGAUUACUCAGCUCAUCACCGAGACAGAGACUCUGGUCACCACAGAGCUGGAGGAAGGAGAUCGUCAGAGGGCUAUGAAGAGGUUGAGAGUUCCUCCUCUGGGGGCAGCUCAGCCUGCUUUGGCCUGGACGACCUUCAGAGUGGGUCUCUUCUGUGGUUUCUUCAUCAUUCUGGUUGUCGCCUUUGUUCUCACUGGUGCUGUUUUCAUCCGCUACGAGAACAUUUGGCCUCUGGUGCGGAUCUAUCGUGGCGGCUUCCUGUUGAUCCAGUUCCUCUUCCUGCUGGGGAUUAACACCUACGGCUGGAGACAGAACGGAGUCAACCAUGUCCUCAUCUUUGAGAUUGACCCUCGAGAUAACUUGUCACACCAGCACCUGUUUGAGAUUGCUGGUUUCCUGGGUGUGUUAUGGUGUCUCAGCAUCCUCUCGUGUCUAUACUCAGAGUUCACCUACCUCCCCAUGCAGAUCAACCCUCUCAUUCUUUACGGCUUCAUGGUGCUCUUCCUCAUCAACCCAUUUAAAACCUGCUACUACAAAUCCCGCUUCUGGCUCAUCAAACUGCUGUUUCGUGUUUUCACUGCACCAUUUCACCGGGUGGAAUUUGCAGACUUCUGGCUGGCAGAUCAGCUCAACUCUCUGGUGGUUGUACUCAUGGACUUCGAGUAUCUCAUCUGCUUCUACAUCUUUGAGCUGCAGUGGAGCAACACCAAGGGGCUGCUUCCCCAAGAUUACAGUGGCCACGUCUGCAACAGCUACUGGUACGGCCUGCGCGCCAUCAUCCAGUGUCUGCCCGCCUGGCUUCGUUUCAUCCAAUGCUUGAGGCGUUACCGUGACACCAAAAGGGCCUUCCCACACCUGGUCAACGCCGGCAAAUACUCCACCACCUUCUUUGUUGUCACCUUCGCAGCUCUCUACGCCACCCACCAAGAACAAGGACACACGGACGCAGACAUGUUUCUGUACCUUCUGAUCGUGUUCUCCACCAUCAGCUCCCUCUACACUCUGACCUGGGAUCUGAUUAUGGACUGGGGUCUGUUUGAUCGUGGAGCUGGAGAAAACACUUUCCUGAGAGAAGAAAUCGUUUACCCGCACAAGGCCUACUACUACUUUGCCAUCGUGGAGGACGUGCUUCUGCGUUUUGCCUGGACGAUCCAGAUCUCGCUUUCUACAAUGACCAAGCCUCACUCUGUGGGCAACAUCGUGGCCACCAUCCUGGCUCCUCUGGAAGUCUUCAGGCGCUUCGUGUGGAACUUCUUCCGUCUUGAGAACGAGCAUCUGAAUAACUGCGGCGAGUUUCGAGCGGUGCGAGACAUCUCGGUGGCGCCGCUCAACGCCGACGACCAGACAGUGCUGGAGCAGAUGAUGGACCAGGAAGACGGCGUCAGGAACCGCUCAGGCAAGGCCUGGAAGAGGAACCACAGCUUGUCUAUACGACGCCCCCAGCUGUCCUCCUCACACUCAAAGAAGGACACAAAGGUGCUGAUUGAAGAUACGGAUGACGAGACCUUCAGCUGAGUCCGCUAUAUCAACACACACACACACACACUAUGCUAUACUUAUAAGGACCGCCUUUCUUUUCCUCUUUCAUAGUGUAACAUGUUGGUUUAAACAUCAGCGUAAUCGCUUAAAUGAAUAAGAAAGCUCCUCACCUUAACAGGAAUUACCUCAUCUUCAUAAUCUCUCAGUGUCUAGAGUUGGUCCUUAAAAGUAUAGAAAACACAAAGUACAAUCCAGAGACACACAAACGCGAAGAGAAACCCGCUGAAGCACAAGCAACUCGUCAUCUCGGUGCUGUUGAGGAGAGAGCCGACGCCACAUUCACACUGAUGUCAAAGAAACCUUCUUCACUUAACUUACAGAAAGCAGACCACACUGCCUGGGAUGAUUCACUGAAUGACUUCUUUACUAUCUGUUUGUUUUUUGCUUGUUUUUUUAUGUUGAGAUGUUUUGGGGUUUUGCUGAGUUUCUCUUCAGGACGCACUGCAGACGACUGUUCACACGCCUUUCUAACACCUCCAGGAUCAACAGGGAGAAGACGAAGCCAAUAAAAGACUAAAUCUAGGAAUCUAAGAACGGACUGAACACACGUGACACCAUAUCUAACAAAUCAACUGGUUUCAACUUGUUGAUUUUUUUUAUACUCCUUUUGUUGUGUGUUUUUUUUUUUUUCUUUAGCUGUAGUGAACGAUUCCAACCCUUGAAGCACUUGCAGGAAAAGUGCGUUUACAACAUAAAACGUGAAAAAGGUUCCUUGAGAAAUAUGAAAGAUGUUUCGAUUCAAACACUUAUCUUUGACGUUUCUUUGUUAUAUACGUGUAUUACUACUAUAGAUGUUUAUACUAAUCGACUGUUGAUGUUUUUUUAAUAGCGUUAAAUGUGCCACGUCUUUUCUUAGAAACACAAAGCCCUGAGGUACUCCCCGACUUAAUUAGAGGAUUUUAAAUCUCUGAUGUUAUCUUAAAGUGCUCUUUUACACUGACUUCAGCUAAGGUGCAUGCGUCGCAAUUAACACUGGUUACCAAAGUUUUCUUCCUUAUGAAUGUGAUUCAAAUGAGGAUAAAUCUGUUGUUCACGUCUGCCUGAUCGAGUCGAACGAUACCAGAGCCGGAGUUUCAUUUACCUGCUGCAAUCUGCUUCAUUUUGUAGUCAGCCUACGGCUUGUUGGAAACACGAGUGGACAUCUAAUCCUAUAAAAAGGUCUUUAUAUAGGUUCAUCUCAGUAAAUUACAAUAUCACAAGAAAGUUCAUUUAGUUCAGUAAUUCCCAAAAUUAAACUGAUGUAGAUUCAAACUCUGUUUGGUCCACAGCAAACAGAAGAGUGGACCAGCUAAUCUCCAGUAUUUACUGCAAAUACAGCUAAAAACAGAAACAAAAUCAUUUUCAUGCGCUGCGGUUUACUGUCCAGAGAUGAGUACGUUGUAUAGUUUUAGGACUGAAGUCUUUGUAACAGCUUAAAUUAGAGCUUCUUGCUGAAUUGGUUUCUGCUUGCAAACAAACAUUACUGGAAAUGUUUGUGCGUGCUUUGAUUUUUGUGCUCACAGCACCAGAGUGCUGAUGGAAACCAGGAUUUCUCUCUGCUGCCAGAUUAGUCCUUAUGUUGACUUUUGAAUAAAUUCAGAGGCUAAUCUGGCUUUUUUUUUUUUUUAGAGGGAAUGAAAUAUUUGCCAAUUGUCAGACUUCUAUUAUUCUGCGCUUCAUUUAUGUUUUUGAUCUUCAGUGUGGCCUCGCCUGUUUGACUUCAGGUGUUGUAGUUUCUUCAGAUAAAUGUGCUGAUGUCUGCUCUUAUUUCUCUGUUGGCUUUGCUCACACGUUUCCAGAAUCUCUAAGCGAGUUCCUUCUUCUAGUAAAGAGCCCUGGCUGUCCUAGAAAACACGACGCGUCUUUUUUUGUUGCUUACACUCCCAUCCGAUCAUAAUGUGAACUGGAAAGUUUAAAGGGUGGAAAACCUCUCUGUCCACAUUGAUAGUCUGCACAGACACCAACAGACAUUCGCACACACGCUGACAGCUCACAUUGUCUCUCUUGUCAGUUUUGUAUAAAGGUUAUGUCGUCUUGCCUGCAUGCUGCUCUUGUUUUUUGUACAGAGCUCUUAAUUUAUUCAACAUAGUGUUUAUAUUAGUAAUAUUUGCACACACCGACAAUGAUGAAUUUUUAUUUGUAGCCAUUUGUGCUCCUGGACAAGCAGUAUUUUUUAGGCAAAGAGGAGCUUUUUGUUGAUUGUAUGCAAUCCUGCACUCUUAUUUUGUUUUUCCUCUACCUGUGUAAAGCUGUUGAAACGUGUUUGUAAAAAGAAGAACUGAUGUUUCGCUGUUUCUUGUUGAUGGUUUCUUUAAAUUUAAAAGCCUCACGGCGGGGGUGGUGGGGGGCAGAUUCCUGAGGCUGUUAUGCUGUUUGUACAUUUGUGAAAGUGCAUGAAAACAUUUGUGACAUCUGUUGUUGGUGACUGUCCUGCAGACAGAAGCACUUUGACACAUUUCAGUUCAGCCCAGGAACAGACUGUGGUCCAAGCAGAAGUCAGUAAACUGAUCCCAGAUCAGUUUAGAUGACCUGUGUCUGUUCAUAGAUGCUGAAAACAGGGUUAUUUUGUACAGUUUCGUGUUUGAUGAGAUGAUGGUGAAAAACCCUGACAUCCCGUUUUCUGAUUUUGUUUUUUCUUUUCUUACCCACCGCUUGCAGAAACCUUCAUGGUGUAAAAGUGCUUAAAUGUGUGCACCCCUCACUCCCCGAUUGAUGUCGUUUGUACCUUUUCUCGGAACUAUUUGAACGUGCUAGUACCCGUAGUUUGGUAGAUGGAUGUUCUGCUUUGAUAACUUUUAAGAAAAACAAGAAACUAAAUGUGAUUUUAAGAGAAAAUGUCUGAACAUUUCUCCCCGAGUCGCUUUUACAGAGUAGUUUGUACAUGUUGAGUGUUUACCAAUGUUCUAUGAUGGUUUUUCUCAUGGUCUUUGUAUUUCUGUAAACACUUUGGUGAUCCUGUCAUAUCUGGGUUUUAUAAACCAUGAUUAUUUUUAAAACUCA
Messenger RNA from Poecilia reticulata (guppy), 5532 nucleotides. It is a transcript of the gene xpr1a, whose product is annotated as xenotropic and polytropic retrovirus receptor 1a. Gene Ontology annotation, cellular component: plasma membrane; cytoplasm; Golgi apparatus. Lineage: Eukaryota; Metazoa; Chordata; Actinopteri; Cyprinodontiformes; Poeciliidae. Gene Ontology annotation, molecular function: phosphate transmembrane transporter activity; inositol hexakisphosphate binding. Gene Ontology annotation, biological process: cellular response to phosphate starvation; phosphate ion transport. The record is from RefSeq and is a predicted model, not a curated record.